UAGUUACUGUAACGAGAAAAAAAACCCGGUGAAUUCCCUUUUUAACGCAGACUUAAAGAAAGCACCUUACUUGUACAUAAUAUUAUUUCAAACUGGGAAAAGUGAAAAAAUGAGAUUUGCAAGAAAGUGUGCUCUUAAAAUAGUAAGAUUUAUUUUCUUACUUCAAAUCAUUAUUACGUCACCAUUGGCAACAGAUGCCUUUGGUUGUAAUGAUGGUAACGUACAGUCAUGGACGCCGCCUUGGUCUGACAACAGAGACGAUCUUUAUUGUGAUAACGAAUGUUUUGAAGAAAGCGCGGAAAAGAACUGUUGCUCGUGCAACUCGUGUACCUCGUGGAUGGGAGAAGAAAUUGAUUUAUAUAUCGAAGAAUUGUCAAUCACUGGAAAAAAUAUUGUGCUAUCAAACAAUCAAUCCGUGGAGUCCAACGUUUACAAGAUAUACAGAAGUCAGUCAGAAAUGAAAGAGUUUCCAGUUAAUUUAUGCAAAGACGUUAACGAUACAAACUUAGGAGCUUUGUUUACUUCAUUUUCAAAUAUUUCUGUCUACAGAGAUAGAAUAGUGCUUAUCAACCUUGAAUACAACGACAUAGAAGUACUAGCGGACAUCAGUUGUUUGUAUAAGCUCGAUGAGUUAAAUUUACGGUACAACAGUAUUUCAUACUUGUCAAAUAUGUCUUUUGUAAACCUUUCACAUUUGCGAUCUCUAAGAUUAGAGGGUAAUAAAUUGACAGUGCUGGAACCAAAUACUUUCUCCUCUACAAAUCAACACUUACUGUAUGUAGACAUAAGUGGAAAUCAGUUAAAAACUCUAGAUGUGUCUAACAUUGUGCCACCAUUUCCUUUCUGUGAAAUUAACGUCGCAUCAAAUGAAAUAACUGAAUUUGUUAACCAUGCCGAGUUUACAUUGGAUACUAGUGAAAUUUAUGGACCCGGAUUUAUAAACUUUCAAGAUAAUUCCCUUCAAAAAUUUCCUGAUUUGAAAACGCUUCUGAAUAUAGACGACAUCAGUGUAUUAGGUAAAGUCUGGGAUUUCGGAUUUGACUUACGGGGGAUACCAAUAGUAUGCGACUGUGCUUUACAGCCGUUUUUGUCGUUGGCAAAAGAUAUAAUUAAAGCUCUUUGGCGUGAUUAUUUUGUGGUAGAGUGUACAGCUCCAGAACUGCUUAUGGGUGUCUCUAUUCCAAAUUUAAAUCUGUCAGAUUUAGUUUGUCCACUCGGUGCAGAUUCAGGAUGCCAAUCACCACAAUGUACAUGCGUUGAUGAACCAAACAAAGAUACUCUAAUCAUAGACUGUUCAAAUGCAAUCCCUUCUCUCCAACAUUUCCCUACCAUUCCAAAUUCCACAUAUUCAUCACAGGUGUCUCUGAAUCUGUCUGGUAAUGCAAUAAGGUAUAUACCUGAUGGGCCGUACUUGUCAAAAUUGUCUAACUUAGAUUUAAGUAAUAACGAUAUCCGUGAAAUAGAUGACCAUAUGGCAAGGAAGCUUGAGGCGGCAGUUAUAGAUUUAAGAAACAAUGAUCGUCUUCUUAGACUACCGCAAACUUUUCAAUACCGGAACGCUUGCUUAAUCGUCAUUGAUGACAUCACCAUAGAUUGUGACUGUGACUCUCAAUGGAUUGCCGAAUGGCUGAAAUCGAAAGAUUGCGAAACCGGUCAGUUUUAUUGCAAUGUACCAGGAAAAGGAAUUAUCCCAGCCAGUUCAUUUAACGUAGAUGAUUUAGAUUGCUCGGAGCCGAAUAUUCUGGUUACAAUGAUCAGUAGCGUUAUAGGAGGAAUAACUGCCCUCUGUAUAGCGUCUGCUGUUGUUAUAUAUAAAUUAAGGUACGAGGUUCUAAUUGUUUACCUCCAAAUGAGAAGGAAGAGAAAGGAGAAUUAUAUGACACACCCUGAAUUUUUGUAUGACGCGUAUAUUACGCUAGAUGAGAACAAUAAUGAUAGUUUAUCUUGGGUCAAUAAACAUCUUGACAACUAUCUCACCAAUCUGGGAUAUAAUGUUUUUAUUCCCUAUAGAGAUAUUCGUUUUGGAGAUGUACGUGAGAAUCAAGCUAUACAUGCAAUUGAACGCUCACGUGCUGUUUUGGUUAUACUGACAAACAAUUACUUCCAUACGGAUGACGAUGAACGCUCAUCAACUGUCUGCGAAUGGAAAUACGCAUGGAAUAACUUUAGAAAUAACAGAUGUAAAAAGAUCGUCCUUGUUAAUUUUGAUUAUGUUUCCGCCAGUAACAUUAGCCAUGCUCAAGUGAAAGCGUUUCUCCGUGUUGGAUCUUGUGUUAAUUUCAGGAAUCAUGACCGUAAUAUUAUGAACCAAAUUUGUGAAAAACUUGGUGAACCGCAAGUAAAAUUAAAAGCUCCAAAUACUUGUGCUGGCGGAAAGAUGAGGCUAAAACGGGAAGAGACCAGCAGUGACUUGUCAGUCGUAGAAAUAGAGUUACAACAAUUUAACUGAGGAGAAAAAAUACUGCAGAGAAAAAUUAUACACUAAUUCUCACAAAUGUUCAAUUUUUUAGACGGAAUACUGUAUAAACUAUAGAUCAAUUAUGCAUGUAACAUUGUACAACUAUAUCACCAUUGUAUAUACAAUAUGUGUAUUUUGUAUGAAAAUAACUCAAUCUACUUUAUUUAUAGCUGCUACAGGCAUUCAUCUUGUCAACUCGGUCCGCCCCUGACGAGUGUUUAUGUAGGUGGAUAGUGAAACAGUUACAAAAGCCCAUCAUAGCAAAGAAAAACGCAGUUUCAUAACGCUCGGAUCCCGGCUUUUAAAAUCUCAACAGGGAGACUGUAUCAUGUAUACCUUUCAAUAGAGAAGCAGGCAAUCCAACUUUAUAUUUCUCAAUAUAUUGUAAGCCAAUUUAAAUUAAAUUGACAUUAUGCUCAUCAAAGGUGAAAAUUAAAAUAUUUUUUUUUCAUUUUGCCAUAAUUCCUUUCAAUUUUAUAAACGAUAAAAAACUAACAUGACCCCAGGAAAUUUCUAUAGAUAUCUAUCGGAAAUUACCUUUUACCUUCAAUUUAUAAAAAGAUUAGGGCAGUUUUCUUUUAUAUUUUAGGCAGUUUUAUAUUUUAUCCUUAUUAUUUUCCAAUUACUCACCAUUAUAACAGUCAUAGUCUUUUGAAAUAUUUUGUCAAUUCAGCUCAACUUGACAAUGAACAAUUGUACAUAACGUCACUACUGCACCACCUCGUCCCUCUAAUAAGAUUCCGAAAUACCACAGCGGUGUGUAAUAAUAAUUGUAAAAAAUUAAUUAUAAAAAAAAACACAUUUAAACACGUUGCUUAAAUAUGACCAGUUUGUUUUUAACAUUUUGUAAUUUUGUAAAUAGCUGUGCCUUUUUAAAAUUCAUAGAAAUCUAUGUCUUUAUACUUAAAUUGAUACUAAAUUUAAAGCUGUUUACAUUUGUAUACAAUAUAUAACAGACCCAGAAAUGUGCUGUGCUGUGCUUACUUGAUUUUUUCUGCGUUAACAUAUCACCAACGUUUAAUAAACAUAUU
Ruditapes philippinarum (Manila clam) is the source of this 3489-nucleotide messenger RNA. RefSeq lists its product as uncharacterized. The record is from RefSeq and is a predicted model, not a curated record. Gene Ontology annotation, molecular function: protein binding. The transcript is spliced from 2 exons. The coding region runs from base 110 to 2449 and encodes 779 amino acids. Lineage: Eukaryota; Metazoa; Mollusca; Bivalvia; Venerida; Veneridae. Gene Ontology annotation, biological process: signal transduction.